This is a messenger RNA of Monomorium pharaonis (pharaoh ant), 6879 nucleotides long. Its product is annotated as glycerophosphocholine phosphodiesterase GPCPD1. The coding region runs from base 446 to 2881 and encodes 811 amino acids. The record is from RefSeq and is a predicted model, not a curated record. Gene Ontology annotation, biological process: glycerophospholipid catabolic process. The transcript is spliced from 15 exons. Lineage: Eukaryota; Metazoa; Arthropoda; Insecta; Hymenoptera; Formicidae. Gene Ontology annotation, molecular function: glycerophosphocholine phosphodiesterase activity; starch binding.
UAAUGAUAAUAAUAUCGCCCCCGUUUUUGCCGAGCGGCGUGUUUCCGUCCGCGACAAAGGAAAGAGAAUCCGCGCGACGAAAAAGGAAAAAAAAAACGACGUCUCUCGAGGCAGAGCUCCGGAGCAGACGGAAAAAGAGAGAAAAAGAAAACACCCGUCCACAAGGAGAGAGAGAGAGAGAGAGAGAGAGAGAGAGAGAGUCGCUCUCAUCCGAACUCGGAGAGCGGACAGCUGUCCUCGUUUAUUCUUACGCGUUUUACGUACGAGUACGAAGUACGAGUUCUGUACGAGCUGGUACGAGCGGAAACGCGUUUUUCCGAAGUGUUUUCUCCGAGUGGGCCACACCGCUGGCCUAGCUUCGCCAGGAAGAAGAGGCAAGGAGAAAAUCGAACAAACACCACGUGAGUUUAUCAUCACCGAAGUGGCGGCCGAAGAAAAUUCCGACAUGAGGGGGUCUAAAAGAGACUGGAUAUUUAGAGUCCAGGUACCUAACUUGGAGAAAAAUGAAGGGGUUUAUGUUGUUGGAAAUUUACCUGAGUUGGGUGCUUGGAAUCAUAACCAAGCCAUUCUAAUGACACAGGAAAAUAAUAGUCGGCGAGAGUCUCCUAUACUGUUAGACAAUAACAGUAGUGGUGAUUUCUAUAGUGAAGAUGGAGAGAAUGCAGCUGAUGGUAUAUUUGAAGAAGACGGGCGAAUAUUCUCGCAAAAGGUUGCUCUUCCCAUUGAUGCAAAUAUCGAGUUUCGAUAUUUUAUAGCUGUCAUCUGCCAAUCAAACGGCACUAAAAAUUCGGCCAAAACUCUGAUUAUUCGCAGAUGGGAAACUCAUAUGACACCACGAUUAAUUAAGAAAAAUACACCAAGCAAUUUUGACAAUGAUACAUUGCCAGAUCCUGAUAAAUUUGGCUAUCAUAAUAAUUAUUGCAAAAUCGAACGAGGUUGGCUGACAGAUGAAACUGUGAUACAAUUUAAACUUUUUAAUAAUCCCAUUAAACUGUGGAAAAAUCGGCUACAAAACAAAAAAGUUCAUAUUAAGAUGACACCUGUAAAUCUAGUUAGACAUAAUUCUUUAGAACUGCAACAGUUUGGAGGCGACUGUAUAGAUGAUAGUCUUUCUAUGGAUACACAGGAUAUUGUUGAUCAACCCACUUUUACCAGUAUUACAGAAAUUGCUGUGAUGGAUGACGAGGAGGCUAGAUUCACGUUCCAGGAGCAAUUCGGCCGCUGUUACAAUGAAGACGAAUUUUUAAUCUUCAAUGUUGCCGUUCGGUAUCCUGAAACAAUUGGGUACUUAGUGGACUACUACGUGUACAGCUCAAGGUGUUUCCCAGGAGAACCACCAAAUCACAUUGGUUUCAGCUACAUUUUGCCAGGCGCUUUACAACCUAGCGUCGGACUUCUGACCGUACCAAUUACUAGUACAAAACAUAGACCUAUUGGCCAAUUAACAGUGGAGUACGUUCUCAUAAAACCAAUACCAGAUCAUCCAUGGGACAUGAGCAUUUCAUACGCGAAGCAUUGGGAACAGCGUUGGUCAGGUUUAGAUGUAGGACACAGAGGACUUGGUACAUCUUUCAAAUUUGAAACGAAGAACUGUGCUAACGUGCGCGAGAACACAAUUGCAUCUUUGAAGACUGCGUCAUAUCACGGUGCCGAUAUGGUCGAAUUCGAUGUUCAACUAUCGAAGGACCUUAUACCUGUGAUCUACCACGACUUUUAUGUAUCCAUCUCGAUGAAGCGUAAGAAGCAGAUAGAGGCUAUGGAUAUGCUGGAAAUACCUGUUAAGGAUCUUACUUUAGAGCAGCUUCAUCUACUCAAGGAUUAUAAUUACCCGAAGGAUUCGUUGGGUAAGGUGCUCUAUUACGUUGAUAAAGCUGAACAGGGUAACAGAUUGGUUUAUCACGUGGCCGAAGGCCGUGAAAAGAAUCCAAGAUUCUUUGAUGAAGAUUUGGAAGAUCAUCAGCCCUUCCCUACGCUGCAAACUGUGCUGCAAGAACUCGAGCAACACGUUGGGUGUAAUAUCGAAAUUAAAUGGACGAUGCAAUUGAAGGACGGCACAUUCGAACUCAAUCAUCCCUUCGAUCUCAAUAUGUAUCUAGAUAUUAUUUUGAAAGUGGUAUUAGAAUACGGGGGUGACCGAAAAAUCGUGUUUUCUUCGUUCAAUCCUGAUAUCUGCGCGAUGAUUCGUCUCAAACAAAACAAGUAUCCAGUAGUAUUUUUAACGCAAGGCGUCACAUCAAAGUAUCCCACUUAUCACGACCCAAGAUGCCAAACGGUACCAAUGGCCAUGAGACACGCAUUAGCCGCGGAUAUCCUAGGAAUUAACGUCCAUACCGAAGAUAUUCUUCGGGAUCCAUCUCAAGUUAAAUUAGUCAAGGACGCGGGAUUGAUUAUUUUCUGCUGGGGCGACGACAACAAUGAUAAAGAAACUAUCCAAUAUCUGAAGAAACUCGGCUUACAUGCGGUCAUAUACGAUAAAAUCGAUGAAUAUAAUGCGAAAGAAGUGAAAGAGAGUAUAUUCUUAGUGGACGCUAGAGAAAGCCGCCAAACAGAGCUGAUAGCCUUAGCACAUAGCAGCCAAACACCGCAAACACAAAUCUCUACUCCCCUUAACACAGAAAAGGAUUAUUACUUGAAUCGACCGUCAACGACCACGUCAUUCUCAAAGAACAAUAUUGGCGGCGAUAGUAUAUAUUCCGUACCAAACAUGAAAUUGCCGUCUGACUGCGAGGAGAGCAUAGAGAUUAAAGAGAUAACCAAGGAUUUCAGUGCCUGCGCGAACACUUUCGGUCAUUCGGUGAAAACAAACGGCGUCUCCGGUGUACAACCAAAUCCUUUACCUGAGCUUUAUGGGGAAGAUGAGACAGCAAAGGAUUGCCUUUGAUGCUUUUCUUUCAAAAAACUUUCUUUCUCAUGGUUUUGAUGGAAAAGUGACACUAAGAGGGAUCCUACGCUAUGUGACGACAAAGGGAUAACUUUUUUAUAAUUUAUGUUACACUGUAGUUGAUAGGCCGAGAUAUUACCGAGGAUUUGUCUGUACUUCUGAGAUCUGUAAUCUUCUAAUAUAGAUCGUCAUACAGAUUAUAUAUAAAUAAUUCGGAAUUUAAACAAUCAAUAAUAUUCUGAGAUUUGUCAAAAGAUUUAUUACAUUCGCAUUCAACAUUUAGCUUUAAAUAUAUGAUAACACAGCCUAUUGCAUGAAUUGUUUUGUAUAUUGAAAACAAAAUUCAGAUUGGCCAUGUUUUGCAAUAAGUGAAAGUUACAAAGAUUUCAGUAAAUCUUAUCUGCAGAUCACAGAAUAACAUUGAUUGUUAUUAUUUUAAAAUAUCGAUCGAUAUAAUACGCGAAGAAAAAUCAUCCGAUUCUUUUCACAUGUUUUCAAUCGGUCCAUUUUUUCGCGCAUUGUACGUGUGUCGGAAAAAGUAUGUAGCCGGAUACUUUUGAAAAAAUUAGGAAAUGGUCCUUAUUUGAGAAAAUUUGGAGAGAUCCUGAAUGUAUUGUUCAAUUAGUGAAUAAUUCUAGUCACAUGUAUUUGCACUUUUUUUUAACUAUUUAUCUAUAUCCAUAAUUUUAAUCUUAAAUAUCUAAAAGUUUAAAAAUUUGAAGUUAAUUCAAGCUUGGAAAAAUCUAGACAAAAAUUUAAAUGUUCUAGUUUCUAUAUGUCUAUAAAACUGAAAUAUUUAAAAAUUUUAGGCAUAUAAAGAUGAAUCUACAGAUCACAAUCUAAUUCGUUGAUCUAAUGAGCUGAAUCCCUAUAAAGUAGAAAUGUAGGAAUCUAAGAAUAUAGUUUUACUUAUAUUAGAAAAUUCAUUUUUUAAUUGCUAGAUUACAUAUUCUCAGUGCAAAAAAAAUUAAGUAAAUUGUUAAUUGAAAAAAGACUCUUGUUAAAUUAAUUGGAAAUCUAGUAGGUUCAACUAGAAUCUGAACCAUAAGGUCAAAUCUAGCAGAUUUCCAAUUAAUUCAACAAGACUUUUUCAGUUCCAUUAGCUACCGGCAUACAACUGUUCCCACGCACUCCACGUGCACCUUAGUAAUUUUUAACAAAGGACCUCAGUGUGCUAAUGUAUCCUAUACAGGAUGUAGAAAACGAUCUUAACUCCCGCAAGUUUGCUGAUGAGCCGGUGCGGGAGUUAUAUUUUUAGUACAAAUGUCUUCAGGUACAUAUUUUUAUUUAUAAUCAGAAAAAAAUAAUGUUCUCCUCCUUAUAUCUCUUCCGCUAUUCGAUUCGGAUGGUUAAAACACGCGCGAAUGGGGGAAAAAUAAAGAAAUUAAAAGAAAAGCGAAGAAAAAAAGCAAGAAUUUGCUCGUUACUCCGAGAGCAAAAAUUGCCAUUAGUUGAUACGAUUUUUUACGAGCUGUCGAACGAAAAAUCGCGCCGAAUGCGAGAGCGAAUGAUCGCGUCGCACCUCGAAUUUGCCUUUUCGACAGCUAUACCUCAAGCGUUUUAAUAAGAUCGUAAGCUAAACUAUUUUUCGUAGUCAUCUAGGAAAUAUUUCAUAUUCAUUUAUUUAUGUCAUCCAACACGUGACAAUUUUCGUAUGAUUAUUCGACCAGCGCGAGCGUAUGAUCAAGGAAAAUAAAGAAAAAAAAUGAUUAAAGGAAGACGCACACAUCUCGUUCUUUUUGUUUCCAUUUUGUUUCGUCACAUUUUCACAUGACGUAGUUUUGCUCAUUCUGAAUAGUUUUUAUGAUAACGCUGCAAAUAAUUUGCAGUCUCUUCGUAGUAGUGCACGUCCAACAGGCGGGCACCCGGUGUUCAAAGACCGACCAGUUUGCCUGAGAGACUCAUCAAAAAUACCUUUUUGACAGGGAGAGCUCCGGCGCGUGCGGUCGGUCUCCUCGUCUUAGUCUUAGCGUGCUAAGCGCGAUCAGAGGGGUGUCGAACGCGAGAAACAUCAUUCGCUUUCUAGUACAUAGUUUCACGAGCGCACCAUAUGUUCCUUCGAGAGAGAAAAAAAAUUAACCCUUCAACCGAUAGCUUUGUCCAUUCUUAGCUUAAUGGCAUUGGAACGAGCCGAGCUCGUCACACCGUCCGCUUCGACUUUUGAUAUCGCGAAACAACUCGUGUUUUUUCGUUCAAGACAGGCGGAUACGCUUCGCCAUGGAUAAAUGGAGUGCCAACACUUUGCGCACGAUGCUCUUGUCACAACAGAACGUUAGGUUGGGCAGGCUUAUUUUGAAAAAUACUCGCGUCACAAUGAUUUAAAAGAUUUGUCGUCUUUCGACUUUCAAAUUAAUAAGGAAAUUGAUAACAUGAAUUUAAAAAAUUACAAGAUUACAAAAUCCAACAAAUUAUUGGUUAGUGAAAUUGGUUUCUCGUGUGGCGCAAUUAAAGAAAAUAAAAUCAACUAAAGGAUCUAGAUAAGAUAAAUACAAGCGAUAGCUUUGCGCCAAUUGAUCUCGCGAAUAAUAGGGAUACCUAUGUAUUAGGAAUACUAAUUAUUAUAUAUAAUAAUACUAUAUUAGCGUUGUCUCAUAGUGCGUCAGUACUAUUACAAUAAUUUUAUAAUAACAGCUAUUGUUAAAAAUUAUACAUUAUGAUAAAACUUAAUGCUACUAUAUUAUUAUAAUGGUAGUAUCGAAACAAGUUACAGACCGAAACUCAUGAGUUGACACUUCGCAGCGCAAAAGGUUGAUCUACCGGCUGAAGGGUUGAAGAAAAAUGGACGUGCAGCGGCACGCCGAGCGUCUUUGUAAAAUUUUUCACGGGAAGGUAAAAUUUUUAACGUGCGUACCGCAUUGUGGUAGCAAAAAAACAGGCUAACAGAGCGAUUGUAUCAAUCGUCGAGACUCUGGGCAAUGUAUAGUACAUUUGUUAAAAGGAUAUUAAGCAAAUACACGAUCUGUACGUUUGUUACGAGAUCACGCCGCUGCACUACGCGGGGGUGAUAUUCAGGUGAUAUUACUUGUCCCCCCUUUUUUUAAUUUCUUUUUUUCAGUUGCCCUACCGCGGAGGCCGAGCAUCCCUUUAAACCCUUUGCAUUCAGCGCAAAUAGUGAUUACAAAUCGUGGAUGUUCUCUCAUUGUGCAAGCUCCAAAAUAACGCGAUUAAACAUUAAAUGCCAAGAAAUCGGAAAGCUGACAAUGCGGAACGCUGAAUAAAUCAGGAAAACACCUCAGACAUUGUUGUCGACGAUAAUUACUUAUAGAAGCGACAUCAUCUGGCAACCGUACUGUAUUAAUAAUUAGCAUUAAUAAGAGCGACAAAGGAGUAGGGAAGGUCUUGGAGCUUAAUAUCAUAAGUUUAGAAUUCAGUGUAUAUUCCGAGAUGAGGCGUAAAUCCGCGACUUUAAUAUAUCAGAAGUUUGUGUAAUUAAGGCAACAGGAUUGCAGGAUCGGCUUUAGAGAAAAUUUAUGCGCGUUUAUGAGAGGCUUGCAGUAAACAUUUUUAUAGGAACUUAAUAGUUUCAGCUUCGCUUUUUCUGACUUAUUGAAUUUCUUCUACAUAUAGAUUUUAUCUGAUGGAACACGAGAGAAAUCUAAAGCCGACAUCGAGUUAAAUUAAAAUACUCAAAAGCAAUUCUCUCAUUUUCCAUUGUAUAUUAUUGACAUAUCAGUAUAUAUAUAUGUGUGUGUAUACGUUAGAAACAAACAGUUUGUUUCUCCUUGGUUAAGUUCUGAGCAACUAUACGUGCGUCAAGUUAGCGAAUUUUAAAACUUGCGAACUCGAUGUGUAUUUCGGUCUCCAAACCGUUUUAAACCUCUAAACAUAGUUAGAUUGCUAACAAAUAUCUCUAUUUCCACUUUUAUUUUGUUUAUGUUAUAUGAACACGAUUGAGAAGGAUUGAAGUAAUUUAUUCUUGCCGAAAUGAUAAAACAUUUGUAUUGUCAGAAUAUCUGUGUUUAUUAAUAAUUAUGAAUAUAAUACUGAUCUUUACCUUU